Messenger RNA from Perca fluviatilis (European perch), 4517 nucleotides. It is a transcript of the gene gpr151, whose product is annotated as G protein-coupled receptor 151. The transcript has a single exon. Gene Ontology annotation, molecular function: G protein-coupled receptor activity. Lineage: Eukaryota; Metazoa; Chordata; Actinopteri; Perciformes; Percidae. Gene Ontology annotation, biological process: G protein-coupled receptor signaling pathway. The coding region runs from base 2551 to 3870 and encodes 439 amino acids. Gene Ontology annotation, cellular component: membrane. The record is from RefSeq and is a predicted model, not a curated record.
GGGGGGAGGCUCCUCGAAAUCAAGAAUGGACUUUCAUUCUUCAAUUUGACUUCUAAUUUAAUUUAUUUAGCCACGCGGACACCUGGAGAAGUUGAAUCCUGUGUAACAAGAGGAUUGCUGCAGGAAUACUGUGAUGUAGCAGCCCUCGGGACCCUGGAGAAAGGGGCUGGACGUGGGUUGGCUGAACAUAAAAUAGAGCACACAGACAAGAAACCAUAGCUUACAUGACGGUGGCUCAUUGUCAUGUAGCAACAGUGCCCCCUCUCUUUGGAUCUGCUCAUGCUACAGCGCAUGUGAUCGACCCUGCGGCCUGGAACUGAGGCGACGUUUACCGACCAGUGCAACCAGCUGCAGUAUUCCUACAAAAGAGGAAGAGACUGUUAAUGUCUGACCCCAGGAAGUGAGAGUUUUCUCUGCCUGUGACUCCACGUGGUCAGUCUUUCUUGUACCAAUUCUGUGUCUCCCUGGUGAGACCGCUGUAGUCUGUAAUGUGAAUGAAGCCCCAGCGGGCUGUGUCAAUGGUUUUAUUUAAUGCUGUCGUUUUAUUGAGUCCUUCGCUUGGUCAAUGAGUCUGUUUAGAAGCUGUGGUGCCUUCUUUUGGUAUGUGGGGGUUUGAUGUCGUGGGAGUGGGAGUGGGUGGGGGGACUGAGUACAAAGGCAGGAGUGUGAAUGUUUCAAUGAAAUGUUAACUUAGGAAUGUUUCUUUUUUCGUUUUGUUUUUCUCUUUCUCUAAAAAGAAAAACAAAAAUUAAAAGCACCGCCGAGGCUCGCAAGAGGAAAAUAAGUGCUUGAAGCGAUGUCAUCAUGAUUACAUUACAGCACCCGGCUACAUGCUUGGGAGUUUAGGGGAGGGCGCUGUGAUGUGUACAAAGUAAUUGUUGCUCUUAUCAUAUUGCAGUCAGUCUGAUGUCAUCAGUUUGCAAGAGACACGACAAAGCCACAUUCAAUUUAUUUAUUUUUUUCGUGCUAAAUUACCGGUUUGAAGAAAAACUCCACCAAGUUUAACCUUGUUUGGAUUGUACCGAAAAUGAUCUGUAGAUGGUAGAACCGUAAACUUUUCAGGUUGAAUUAUUGAACUUGAGAUUUCUCGGCGUAACAUAAUGCUAGCGUAGCUCUUUUUUUUUUGCAUGCGUUGGAUCUGAAUCUGAUGAAACGGACAGCCUGCAUUAUAGAUAUUUGAACAUCUACAGAUCAUUUUGAGGCACUAUGCAAGUAAACUAUUUUUGCAAGUUUGACUUAAGAUUGCUGCAGGGUCUGUCCACGCUCCUCCUCUUGUUGAAGAUGGGUAAUGUGGAACGGUAGCAGGUUAUUGUGUUUCAGCACUCGUCUCCGAUCAGUUUAGAACUCCUCAUUUGUUUUUAAGAGCCAGCUACCAUUAAGAAAAGCAGUCAAAGGUCUACAUGAACUCUGUGACAUCAGGGAAUUAUUAUGUGUGAUUCCUUUAAACAUUAAUGUCUUCUAAACAACCUCCUUUGUGACACUUCUAAUUGAAACAAAAAAAAAAAAACUUUUAUAGCUCAGAAUGUAUUGAAAUGCAAUUAAUUACCAUGCAGUCUUUAUGCUUACUGGAUUUUCUUUGAAUAAAAAAAAGAAUAAAGAUGUGCAAGUUGAAAGCCUGUUGAUGGACCUCCAGUUAAUGCUGCUGACUUGAAAUUGAAUGUAUGUAAAUCGUCUGACUUAUUGAUGCUUGUGGUGUAAGGGCGCCCUCUUGUGGAUAAAGAGCAAGACAUGUCAGACAUGGCUGUUGCAAAAAAGGGAGGAAACAUGAUUUUCAUCCACUGGACAAAGCUAGUGGUUUAUUUAAAAUUACUAGCCACUGUCACAAUUUUCUUAAAAUCUUUUGAUUAUUAAUGUUUAUUCAAAUUAUGCUAAUUUACCAUUGUACGAGCAGAAAUCCAGCUUCCAAAUGAAGAUCGCUGAUCUAUGCGGCUCACACAUCAAACAAAAAUGACAGAAUCCAUCUGGAUUGCUGUUGGAUGCUUCAGAGGAUAUAUUUUAUGUAUUGCGAGUAACAAAUUCUAAAAUGCCUUUGCUAUAACAAGCAGAAAAAAAUUCAGCAGUUAAGCAUUAGUAUCUUCUAACUCACGCUAAGAAAACCACGCUGUAAUUUAUUACUUAUACACAAACACAAUUUAGAAAUCAGUACAUUCAUGUGUUUUACUGUGCACAUUAUGCAGAGUUUUUCUAAUUGGCCCAAUGAGGCCAAUGUAGUCGACGCACACUUUGUCAGCUGGCAACAGCAGCUGUCAAUCAAACUGCAUCUAUAUAACCAGUGGCAGAAGUGGCAUCGCCGUGUCUCCGGAUAAACCCGGGGACAGACAGGAGCUCCACUGUGAUUAUUGAUCGUCCAUCGGUACCUUCUCUGAUGUUUUGAUAGAGAGUGGUAGUAUUGCUAUUGAGUGGUAGUAUCGAUAUAUUAAAAACUCCUUUCAGCUCUUCAAUUAUUGAUAAUCGUCUACCCAGAACCAUUUUUUUUCUUCUCCUGGCUGCUUUUGACUUUUACUAUCUUUUCUUCUCAUAUCAGCUCACCAUCCUUUUCUUUUGGAAAAGAUGGAUAAAUUGAGUGGGAACAAUGAGACAGUGGUGAACAGCUCCAUAGACAAGUGGUCGUUCAAUGAACGCGGCUCUUACCAACACCUGGACCCCGGGCAGCUGAGGGUCCUGGUGCCAGCUAUUCUGGGAGUCAUCUGUGUCUUGGGGGUGGCUUGUAAUCUCACUGCGAUGAUUAUCUUGUUCUCCAACGCUCAUAGGGGCAAACUGUCCCUCAUCAACUCCCUCGUCUUCAACCUGUUGUUUGCCGACGUGCUAGUGCUGCUGUUCACGGUGCCUUUCAGGGCUGCGUCCUACUCCAAAGCUAGCUGGAAUCUGGGCUGGGUGGUCUGCAAGACGGCCGACUGGUUCCUCCAGUCCUGCAUGGCAGCGAAGAGCUUCACGGUGGCUGUCAUGGCCAAAGCGUGCUACCGCUACGUGUCCAACCCCACCAAGCAGGUGAGCAUCCACCUGGGCUCCAUGCUGGUGGUGUUCCUCUUCAUCUGGCUUUCCGCCUGCUCGGUCACCAUCCCUCACUGGCUGUUUGCCACACUGCGGAGAGAAAUCCGCGGGCUGGCGUGUGUGCUGAUGGUUCCUCCUGAAGCCCGGGACUUCAUGGCUGUGUACGUCAAAGCGUACCCCCUGGGGGUCUACUGUGCUCCUCUCUGCUUCGCCCUGAUGUACUUCUGUAGGGCUUAUAGCCAAUGCCAGCGCCGCUCCAGUAAAACUCAGAACCUGCGCACCCAGAUCAGAGCCAGGAAGCUCACCUUGAUGCUGUUUAGCCUGACUGUGGCCAUGACUAUUCUCUGGCUUCCACAGUGGGUGGUGUGGGUUUGGGAGCGUCACGUUGCGGAGAAGGAUAUCGAAGGAGCUCAGCCCCUCAUCUCUUCUCUUCCCCCUCUUCUAACCCUCUCUGCCCAGCUGCUCACCUUCUCUCUGUCCCUGGUGAACCCUCUCAUUGUCCUCUUCCUCUCCGAGGAGUUCAGAGAGGGCUACAGGGGGCUGUGGAGGCGCCUCACCCUGCGCAAACAACCUCCUCCAAAGCCAAAGCCGGGACCUCACAACCCUACAACUCUCCAGUCGCCUUGCCCCAGACCAGAGACUUCGGGCCAGCUGGGGGGGGAGAGGAGCCUCCGACCAAGCUUCAGCCAGGCUCCCAGCAGUGAGGCUCAGCCCCCGCCGGAGCAAGGAGAAAAGAGAGAAGAAGACAGGCUGAGCCUCAAAGAUGGGAUCGUCUUGCUUGAUGUGGAGCAGUUCUGGCACGGGAGGGAGAGUGGAUCGAACGCAGACGAAAAUGAUCCCGUGCCGUGGGAGCACCAGAGCAAAGACGGGGAAAAAUAACAACCACCUUCCAGCUGAUCUUCAAUACAGUCCUCAGACAGCAGCAGCUUCAUCAACACACCUCAGUUAAAGGACUGCAGAGAGCUGCACCGUUAAUCAUUUGUGUUAACUGUCAACUUUGGUUAGGAUAUUAUUCAAAGGUAAGACAUGCCAUCAGUGUGCAAUACAAGACUGGACUAUAAAUAGAGCAGUAUCAUCUGUAAAUGAGAUAAAUAUUACAUAAUAUUGUCAAUUUGUUGUGUUUUUGUUAUUUAAUGGGGAAGAACACAUUACAUUAUAAUAAGUGAAAAAUGACUUUCGGUGGCUGUAAGUAAAAGCUUUUGGCAAUGUUGACAAUGUAAAUUCAAUAGUACACAGUAUAUCUAUAUAUAUAUAUAUAUAUAUAUAUAUUUUCAGCGUGUGGUGAAAGAACAUCGUAAGUUAUUAUUAUAAGUAUUUGGCAUCUUAGUUGGAGGUAGCUAAAUGUUAAGACCGCACUCGUGUGCAGUCAUUGUUUGUGUAUACCCUUUGGAUAUUAGUGAUCUUGAUGUAGGCAUAUGUAGGCAUAUGACAUAUGUCUGUUUCCUGUCCACUUUUUGUGAAAGAUUAUCGUGCAUCAGAUUGACCAGUGUUUACAAUAAAGGCAAUGUUGCCAGUGUGUGAUAAAA